GGCGGGCGCCUGCGCGGAGCGGCGGGCGGCGGUGGGGAGCGGGGAGACCAUGGCGAAGCACACGGUGUCGUCGGCGCGGUUCCGCCGGGUGGAUGUGGACGAGUACGACGAGAACAAGUUCGUGGAUGAGGAGGAAGGAGGCGACGGGCAAGCGGGGCCCGAUGAGGGCGAGGUGGACUCGUGCCUGCGGCAAGGGAACAUGAUGGCUGCACUACAGGCGGCUCUGAAGAACCCUCCUAUCAACACAAAGAACCAGGCAGUGAAGGAUCGUGCAGAAAGUAUUGUCCUGAAGGUCCUCAUCUCUUUCAAAGCCAAUGAUAUUGAGAAGGCGGUGCAGUCGCUGGACAAGAACGGUGUUGACCUGCUAAUGAAGUACAUCUACAAAGGCUUUGAGAGCCCCUCAGACAACAGCAGCGCCGUGCUGCUGCAAUGGCAUGAGAAGGCCCUGGCUGCUGGCGGAGUAGGGUCCAUUGUCCGUGUUUUGACUGCCAGGAAAACUGUUUAAGUCCAGCAGCUAGUGGUUGUCUGCCAUCCACGACGUGGGAAAUGCUGGUACAAAACCCAAACAACCAAAUGCCAUUGCUGCCCUGUGGGCAGCGCCUGUCUCUCAGCUUGCCUUCUCGCUGCUUCUUUCAUACCUGACAAAUAAUGCAUAUCGUGAUCUCUUUUUUGUUAAAUUCUGGAAAAUUAUGAAGGUGCAAUUUUAUUUCUAACAGGAAUAUUUGAUACUCGCGAACAUUUCAGUGACAUGUAUAACGACAUAUACAACUUCAUGUUUAGGGUGAUUUGCAUUUGUGUAUAAUUAUGGCAGAUUUGGACCUGACUUUCCAACCAAAUGCUGAGGGACAUAGGGCAAUGUCUUAAUUAUUUUCGCUAGCCAAGCAGUGUUUUGAUGUAAGAUCUAUAUUUUGAGAUGUGGGGCAGCUAUUAAUAUAGGUAACUGGACCAUGUUUCCUUUGGUCAGCCUCUGAACCUACACCCGUUAAUAGGACAGAAAGCAAAGGCUCCAUUCCAACCCCAAUUAUCAUUCCAGAGCACUGAAUAUUUUCCUUAACCUCACAUCUCACGGCCUGUUCAGGUUCCUUGUGGUCAGUCAAAUGCUGGGUCCACAGCGGGGAAAGUCACAACGGGAUGAAAUUGUCUGUCACGCAGUUUGGAUGGUAGAAUUUAAAAGGUUGAUGGUCCAUUUACACUGGAGCCCAGCCCAGUGAACUCUUUUUAUUCUGGGGAGCAAAGAUCCUGAAGAGAAGAAGAAAAAGCAGCUUUCACACAGCAAAUCACCUUUCAGCAACUUGAAAGUGAUUUGAUUUUUGUCAAGCACAACACAGAGGCUGCCUGGGGUAAUCUGAGAAACGCAUACUGGUAUCCACACCAUCCUUGCAGAGCUCCCAUAUUUUGUUUUCUGGAUGUAUAGGGUCUUAAUGGAUACCAGGCAGUUGACAUUGCUCUUGCAUUGUGCCACAGUGUGUUAGCUAGUGGGCGAAUUGGGUUCCAAAAUAAAGAGGACUACUUUAAAAAGAAUUAGUAAAGCCCAGAGCAUCCCAGGUCACAGAUCACCAUUGAAGGUUUAGGGCCAGGGCUGAAAUACAUGUGUUUUACAUUCACCAUUUUACUGCAGUUCAGUUGUGUAAAGCUGUUGGGGAACUUGUGAAAUCUUUGCUGUUUUUUGAUAUCUGCUUUUUUUGUAAUAAUAAUAAAGACCAGACAAUAAAUCGUCACUGAAUAUUUA
Messenger RNA from Harpia harpyja (harpy eagle), 1729 nucleotides. It is a transcript of the gene ARPC5, whose product is annotated as actin related protein 2/3 complex subunit 5. The coding region runs from base 50 to 505 and encodes 151 amino acids. NCBI's taxonomy places the organism in Eukaryota, Metazoa, Chordata, Aves, Accipitriformes, Accipitridae. The transcript is spliced from 4 exons. Gene Ontology annotation, cellular component: Arp2/3 protein complex; actin cytoskeleton; cytoplasm. Gene Ontology annotation, molecular function: actin filament binding. Gene Ontology annotation, biological process: Arp2/3 complex-mediated actin nucleation; regulation of actin filament polymerization; cell migration. The record is from RefSeq and is a predicted model, not a curated record.